GUUCCAAACCAAACGCAGCUUGCUUCCCAGCCGGGUGCGCCACGCUCGCAUCAGAGGCAUUAUAGUAGUCGAAAACCUCUGCGCAGGUGGCUCCCGCGGUCUGGAUACGGCUUGUCACCACAAAAUAGGCGGGAGCAGGGCGUGCCAGGGCAGCCGUCACUGGGAGAGGACUGGUGUGCAAAGAUGGACGCUUGACAUUUUUUCCAGGGAAUCAGACUGUGGAUUUACCUUCCAUAAAUUUUAUGAAAAGACAUGGCACUGUCUUUCUCAAUGCCUACACCAACUCUCCAAUUUGUUGUCCUUCCCGCGCAGCUAUGUGGAGUGGUCUUUUCACUCAUCUAACAGAAUCUUGGAAUAACUUCAAAGGUCUAGAUCCAGAUUAUGUAACAUGGAUGGAUCUCAUGGAGAGGCAUGGCUACCGUGCACAGAAGUUUGGGAAAGUGGACUUUACUUCUGGACAUCAUUCAGUAAGUAACCGUGUGGAAGCUUGGACUAGGGAUGUUGACUUCCUACUCCGACAAGAAGGAAGACCCAUGGUGAAACUUACAGGCCAUAAGAAGCAUGUUAGAGUGAUGGAAAAAGAUUGGUGGAAUACUGAUAAAGCAGUAAACUGGAUAAAGGAAGAAGCUGUUAAUCUUACUCAACCAUUUAUUCUUUACUUGGGACUAAAUUUACCACAUCCGUAUCCAUCACCCUAUGCGGGAGAAAAUUUUGGAUCCUCUACCUUUUUAACAUCUCCCUAUUGGCUUGAAAAGGUAAAUUAUGAAGCUAUUAAAAUACCCAAGUGGUCUUCUCUUUCAGAGAUGCAUCCAGUAGACUAUUACUCAUCGUACACCAAGAAUUGCACAGGAGAGUUUACAAAGGAAGAAGUGAGAAAUAUUAGAGCAUUUUAUUAUGCUAUGUGUGCAGAGACGGAUGCCAUGCUGGGUGAGAUCCUUUCAGCUCUGCGAGAUACUGGCCUUCUUGGAAAAACAAUCAUUAUGUUCACUGCAGAUCAUGGAGAACUUGCUAUGGAACACCGUCAGUUCUAUAAAAUGAGCAUGUAUGAAGGAAGUUCCCAUGUUCCUCUUGUAGUUAUGGGGCCAGGUAUAAGGGAACAGCAGCAAAUACCAAAUGUAGUAUCUCUUGUGGAUAUAUAUCCUACUAUGCUUGAUAUAGCAAGAAUCCCUGUCCCACAGAACCUCAGUGGAUAUUCUCUUAUACCGCUGCUACGUGAAAAGGCUGAGAGCCAAGCGUCACCCAGAGGGCCUCGACCCUCAUGGGUGCUGAGUGAGUUCCACGGCUGCAAUGUGAACUCCUCCAUGUAUAUGCUGAGAGCUGGCAAGUGGAAAUACAUCACAUACUCGGAUGGCUCUUCAGUACCGCCCCAGCUCUUUGACCUUACUGCUGAUCCAGAUGAGCUUACAAAUGUUGCCAUAACAUUCCCAGUAAUUGUAUUUUCCUUGGACAAAGUACUUCGCUCUAUAGUAAACUACCCAAAGGUUUCUUCUUCUGUUCAGGAGUAUAACAAACAACAGUUUAUCAGUUGGAAACAAAGUUUGGGUCACAAUUAUUCAAGUGUUAUUGCGAACCUUAGGUGGCAUCAAGACUGGUUAAAGGACCAAAAAAAGUAUGAGAAUGCAAUUGACAAGUGGCUUGGUAAGUAGAUACAGACAACCUGGAUUUAAUAUGAAUGAGGAUAUAAAAACAUUAUGCAUUUGUAAUAUUACACUGUAUAUCAAGUGUUAGAAUUAUUUUCUUAUGUAACCUAUUGAAAGUAAAGAUUCCUGAACAAUUACUGCUUUGUGUCAGAAAGCCAGGAGCAUUUUAUAUAACUAGCCAGCACAACAAAACUAGAGUUUUAGAUGUUACAGUUCUAUAACACAUAAAUGUACAUAGAAAGGGUACUAUGCAAGUACUAAUUGUGUGUAUGGAAUAUUUAGCUGAUUGCAAAAGUACAGAGUAUUAAGUAUUCAAACUCAAUAGGAAUUUCCAUUUAUAAGGACAUACUGAAGCAGGGAUUAUAAAAUUUAGUGAAGUAAGCUACCAGUUGUGUUUUAAGUCUAGAUUGAAUGCACAUUCAUCCACUUUAGAGAAGCUAUAGCAGUUAAAAUAUAAUCAAAAAGUUGGUAACCAGUACCGGUUUGAACAUAGAUGUGGUUUAUGCAAGUACUUAACUAUGUCAGCAUUCCUGUGUUAUAUGUGAUUGACUCCCCAUGUAUUCAAGAUCUGCCUGCUAACCUCUUGCUUUUGGAUCUGGUACUUACCACUCCCUGCUGUUUAAAAUUUCGUAACAUGCAUUAGGCUCCUAAUUGAACAUGUAUACAAGUGAAGAGGAAUCUGAUCUCCGGUCAUCGUCAGAAAUUAAAAAAAUCCCAACAAAACAAAAACCUCUUUCCAAAGCUAUAAAUAGAGCAGUUAUCUGAAAAGUGAUAGUGUGAUUUGCGUGACAUAAAAUAAAAACUGCUUGAAUGCAGUUAGAUUCUGCAAGUAAAUGCUUUAAUGUGCAUCAAUGAGUGGCAAACUGAAACCUGAAAUGUACACAAAGGAGACACAAUUGAAGCUUGCAGGAAGAGUUAACAUAAAAAUAUUAUUUCCCUUUUUCCAGUGAUCUCACAAAAAAAAUAAUUUUGGAAGAAGGUAAGAUUUAGGUAGUAACUCUUCCACUUAAGGGAAUAUGUAAUUACAGCAGCACUUACGUUCGCUUAUUCCUGGUCACCAUCAUUGCUGCUAUAGUAUCAGUUCAGAAUGACAUUGUACUUCAUACGUAAAAUAUUUUCUGGAAUCUGUUUUUGAAUGCUCAGUAGUAGCAGUAAGCCAGUAACAAUAAACAUAAAAAUAAGACGUAUUUUCUGACGGCUACACGCUCAUUUCAUAAGCAACUUACCACAUGGAAUUAAAAAAAUCUUCAAACCCUGUAGCACAUGCCAUUAUAAUUCUUAUUGACAUCAGUUCAGGUACAGUUGAAAUUACUUAAACAAAAUAAAUGGGCUGGAAGUUUGUUCGAAAGAGCAAAGCAUAAAGUAAUUUCAUCACUUUCCAGACAUCUGGACAGAAUGCAGUACAUUUUACAAAAAGGAAUCAAAUAAAAAUAUGGCCAACUGGA
Corvus hawaiiensis (hawaiian crow) is the source of this 3085-nucleotide messenger RNA. RefSeq names its product arylsulfatase family member K (gene ARSK). NCBI's taxonomy places the organism in Eukaryota, Metazoa, Chordata, Aves, Passeriformes, Corvidae. Bases 243 to 1646 code for a protein of 467 amino acids. The transcript is spliced from 8 exons. The record is from RefSeq and is a predicted model, not a curated record.